ACUCUCAAGGCAUGGUUAAAUUAGAUGCACAACUAAAUGAAUUGCCGGAUUCAGAGGAGUGGACAGAGAAUCUUGUGAGAGUUUCACCGAUACAAAACCAAAUUGAAAAAAUUCCUUCAAGCUAUUCACCAAGGUAUCGUGGACUCAAUGCAUGCGGUCAGAAGAUGUUUCCUACCGGGAUAUUGCCUAAACUCCCUCACCUGCAAGUCCUCGUACUACAGCAACCGGUUCUCGAUGGAUUUGGUGUUUGGCGUGCAGCUCCAGUAACCGUUAAAGGAAAAGAAGUAGCAUACUUGAGGAAGUUGGAAACUGAAGAUGAAGACAAGUGAAACGUUUAGAGAGGAACACCUCAUCCAUUUCUGGCAAUUUCAGAUAUAAGGUUUUCUCGAUGCCUUCAUACUCCAUAUUUUUGUUGUUAUCCUCGAAACCUUAUAGCUUCUUCUUCUUCUAGUUUAUUGAUUGCUCUGUUUAUUUAUUAUUUUUAUCAAUAUAUAUAUUUCAUCUG
Messenger RNA from Populus nigra (black poplar), 505 nucleotides. RefSeq lists its product as uncharacterized. NCBI's taxonomy places the organism in Eukaryota, Viridiplantae, Streptophyta, Magnoliopsida, Malpighiales, Salicaceae. The coding region runs from base 12 to 329 and encodes 105 amino acids. The record is from RefSeq and is a predicted model, not a curated record. The transcript has 2 exons.